Molecule: messenger RNA, 2631 nt
Organism: Cynara cardunculus var. scolymus (artichoke)
Lineage: Eukaryota; Viridiplantae; Streptophyta; Magnoliopsida; Asterales; Asteraceae
Exons: 4
Coding region: 390-1049 (219 amino acids)
Source: RefSeq, a predicted model, not a curated record
GAUAUUUUCUCUCUCAUAUUUUCUUAGCUCUUUUUUUAUGGUUUUCAAUGGCGUUUUAACACAAAAUCAUCCGAUCUGCUGCUAACGUUACCUAGUAAAACUCACAAGAUAGUCAUCAGAGUGAUAGAUCUGGAUCUAGUCGUGUUUCUUCAGAUCUGGUUGUUUGAUCGACGACUUAUACAAGUGUUCGCUGUAUGGUUUGGCUUUACUSGAAUUAACGACGUUCUGCUAAGAUUCGGUUGGUUACGGAGAAGAUCUAAAGGAAAAAAAUUAACUGUUUUCUAGAUCUGGUUGCGAAUUUCGUUGGAUCAUCUAAGUGGAGCAAGAACGCUAAUCGCCAUACUACUGAUUGUAAUUUUAGAGAGUUGACUCGGUGACUUGACUCGGAAAUGGAGACGCUUGUGRUUGUUGCGCAGCARGAUCAAUUCCAUAGCAGAAGYCGUGGCCGAAAUCAUGGUUCGUUUGGUUCUUAUCCUUCGAGGGAUUUCAGAGAAAUCAAUUGCCGUACUUAUCAAUCGGGGUCAGGUAUACUUCCAAUCCCACUGAAGGCUCGUUCUCCACCUAUUACCAAACAGUCCUCACCUAAUUCYCCUAAGACACCAUCUGCAGCUCCAUCUGUUGUGAAAAAACAUUUCCAGUCUGACCUAAACCCUAAACACACACAGAGAAUUACAAAAAGUAGUUCUGUUCCUAUUCCUAUUGAUACCAAGCAUGUUGACUAUUCUGUUAAGGUUAACAUAAGGGGUCCUGAGAAUGAUAAUUUCUUCUAUUCCGAGCUUUGGGCUGGACCUGCUUAUUCAAAUUCACCACCUCCUAGCUCUUUGCCCAUACCUAAGUUUUCAAUCAAGCCUAAAAGGACUGUAUCUCUUGACCUGCCUUCAGUUUCAGCUUCUGAUAUUGAUUUGUUAACCCCGUUAGCGAAAUCUGCUCCUCCUUCACCUACAAGGGAGCACCAUAAGUCUUCUCGUAGAGACUUCUUUAGCAGCGAUGAUGAAUUUGCGACCAAGACUCUUCGUCGCAUUCUUAAUCUUGACUUGGUCGAUGAGUGACAAAUUAGGAGUGAUCAUCACUCCUGUAAAUAAAAAUAUCUACUUUGUUGCAGUAUUUUAGUGGUAGAUUGUAUAUAGAAUGAAUAAAUCAGUGGUUACUUUGGGAUUGCAUACUAGUUUUCAUGUAGUCAUGCGUUGUGGUAAUGGUGUAAGGAUACUGAUGGCUGCGUAGGUGGUUGGUGGUAGAUCAAUGUUCUAAAAGUUGAUACAGAUUCAUAACUUGUUGAAUUUUCUUGGGAGAUUGGAGGACGGGAUUCAGAUUGAUGGGACAGUUUGAUGCUGGAUCAUAUGUGAUGGAAGCAGAUGCUGGGUUUCUAGUGGGUUUGGCUGCUUAGGUGGUUGGUUGUAGACCUAUGCUCUGGUUUAAAGUUUUUCAGAGAUCAAUGUUGGGAUUACGGUUGACCAAACAGGUUGAUGCUGUACCAUAUGUUGUGGACACAGAUAUUGGGUGGAAAAGGGGGUGAGAUGGUGAUGAUUCGAUAUUUGGUAGGGGUGACAGAAUUGUUUCCUCGAUUAUCUAUUCAGUUUCAAGGAGAACCUCAGUGUUUGUGGCUGAUGAGUCGUUGAUAUGCAGCUGCACAGCUGCAGUAUGAAUUCUCUUUUGUCGACUCUGAGGUGCCUGCUUUCAAUAUAGGUUUCUAGGUGAAUAUUCUUGUAUAUAGCAUAAGAAUACUUGAUGGGUCGUUGGAUCUUACUUCAUCCCUGUCAUAAAAAACUCAUAGCCCUCAGCUUCAAAAAAGCACCAAUCCUGGUCCAAAUGGUCCUGUCCCCUUUUCUUCUUCUGUUUCAGCUGGUUUCAUGCUCUUGCAUUUCUGUAGUUGCCAAAGGCAGUGGCUAAUGAUCUCUUUCAUUUCUGUUAGUUUCUUGUCAUAGUUUGUCAUCAUCUCCUUUUCAGUUUUUCUAUUUAUUUCCUUCAAGAUAGAAUUAGAAUUUCAAGUCUUCUCUUAGUGAGGUUGUAGCGCUCCUCUUCACCAUCUUUUCUGGUUUUUAAGAGAGGAAAGUGGGAAGAGGAAGUAAAAAUAGUUGGUUGCUUGUUCUACCAUUUGGUUUGUAUGGUUUGUCUUGGGUAGCAGCUUACGUUACUGUGUCGGGAAGAAGAUCAAUGCCACUGUUCUUUUGGUCUUCAAGAAGGGGCAUCCAUUGUCUCAAAAGUUUGUUGAUCUUGCCAAGCCACUUGAAGGAAAGGUAUCUUGAAGUAGGAUAACCAUCUUCAGGCGGCUGUUCUUCCAAAAUACUUUGGUCGCUAUGGCAGUAGAUUUUUAAUUCUUCACUUGUUUGCUUUCUUGGGUUUACUUUUGAAUCUUCUGAGUUUGACUUCAGUACGAAGAGUGGAGGUAGCCAAAAGGAGAAGCAUCUUCCUUCAGGAGGCUGUUCUUCCAAAUCAAUCCGGUUACUAUGGUGGUUGUUCUUUCUCUUGUUCUGUUUCUUAUAUUCUCACUUUCUGCACAAGACUUAUAUGUUUGUUUUUGUUUUGUCUAAUGAAGUGACUUGGUUUAAAGUAGUCUUUUAUUAAUAUGUAGACUGCAUAUGUUUUUCCAGUUCAGUAUGGAAUGAAAUACCAUGUAUGGGAGUCGAGGCAAAA